UAACACAACCUCACAUUCUUCUCUUCUUCCUCCUCCUGAUUUUCUUCUCUCUGUUCAUGAUCAUCAGGUUCUGGGUUGUUCACCAGCCAAUGAAGAAGUAACUUCUGUUACUGCUAUAUACUAUUAAGGAGGAAUAAUCCCAAUAGUUAUAAGGCUGCUGUGUGAUUUUUUGUGUCGCUGGUUUUGAGAAAAUGCAGCUUUACAUAUCACCAAGUUUGAGGCAUGUGACUGUGCUUCCUGGAAAAGGGUUCAAAGAAUUCAUGAAAGUGAAGAUUGCUUCAAGGAGGGUGUCUUAUAGAAUGCUCUUUUAUUCACUCUUGCUCUUCACUUUCCUUCUUCGCUUUGUCUUUGUACUGACUGCUGUGGACACCAUUGAUGGACAUUUCAAGUGCUCUACCAUAGGUUGCCUGGGAAAAAAACUAGGACCAAGGAUUCUGGGAAGAAAGCUUGAAUCAAAUGUCCCAGAAGUGAUAUACGAAAUAUUAGAUGAACCCGUUGACCAGGAUGAAGUAGAAGGAAGAUCUGAUAUUCCACAGACUUUGGAAGACUUCAUGACUGAAAUGAAGGAAGGUGGAUAUGAUGCCAAAACAUUUGCUACCAAACUCAGAGAAAUGGUCGUCCUCAUGGAAAAGAGGACCAGGACAGCCAAAAUCCAAGAAUACCUAUAUCGCCAUGUGGCAUCAAGCAGCAUACCUAAGCAGCUUCACUGUCUUGACCUGAGGCUGGCCAGUGAGCACACCAACAACGCACAAGCUCGCCAUCAGCUUCCUCCUGCAGAACUAGUCCCUGCCUUGGUUGACAACUCCUACUUCCACUUUGUUCUUGCAUCAGACAAUGUUCUGGCAGCUUCUGUGGUUGCCACCUCACUAGUCCGAAACUCUAGGCGACCCCGCAAGGUGGUACUGCACAUCAUUACAGAUAGAAAGACUUACUAUCCCAUGCAGGCUUGGUUCUCAUUGCACCCUCUGUCACCUGCUAUAAUCGAGGUCAAGGCAUUACACCAUUUUGAAUGGUUUACAAAGGGAAAGGUGCCUGUUCUUGAAGCAAUGGAGAAAGAUCAACAAGUGAGGUCACAGUUCAGAGGGGGAUCAUCAGCUAUUGUUGCGAAUGGUAUUGAGAAACCACAAGUUGUUGCAGCAAAACUGCAAGCUCUAAGUCCCAAGUAUAACUCAAUGAUGAACCACAUAAGGAUACAUCUUCCAGAGUUAUUCCCAAGUCUCAACAAGGUAGUCUUCCUAGAUGAUGACAUUGUCGUACAAACUGAUCUUUCACCUCUGUGGGACGUUGAAAUGAAUGGAAAAGUAAAUGGAGCAGUAGAAACAUGUACUGGAGAAGAUAAGUUUGUGAUGUCAAAGAGGUUGAAAAGCUAUUUGAACUUCUCUCAUCCCUUGAUAGCUGAAAAUUUCGACCCUGAUGAAUGUGCUUGGGCUUAUGGCAUGAACAUUUUUGAUCUUGAGGCUUGGAGGAAAACCAAUAUAAGCCUCACAUACUAUCAUUGGGUUGAGCAGAAUAUAAAGACAGACCUGAGUCUUUGGCAGCUAGGGACAUUACCUCCUGGAUUGAUAGCUUUCCAUGGUCACGUCCACAUAAUUGAUCCUUUCUGGCACAUGCUGGGGUUGGGAUAUCAGGAAAACACAAGAUUUUCCGACGCUGAGAGUGCUGGUGUCAUCCAUUUUAAUGGCAGGGCAAAGCCAUGGCUAGACAUAGCUUUUCCACAGCUAAAGCCCUUGUGGGCUAAGUAUGUCAACUUUUCAGAUAAGUUCAUCAAGAGCUGUAAUAUUAGGCCAUCGUAAUUAUGGUCUCAAGAAUAUCAAAUCCUUCUGAUGAGUUGACGAAAUGGGAUUUGUAUAUGAGAUUACGAGGAAAAAAGAAAAUGAGAGAGUUCUUCCAAGCAUAAGGCCUUCAACGACAAGGACACAACCAUGAUAAAUCACGAUGCUCCCUUCUCUGUUUCCUUUUAUUUUUUCAUUUUUUUUAUAUCUUUUAAAUUCGCUGCCGCGGAAGUUCUCAGAUUCUUUUUUCUUGAAAUCAUAUUGUAAGUAUGAGCAUUGUUAGAUCAAAUAUAUAUGUAAAAAA
This is a messenger RNA of Neltuma alba, 2076 nucleotides long. Its product is annotated as probable galacturonosyltransferase 12. Lineage: Eukaryota; Viridiplantae; Streptophyta; Magnoliopsida; Fabales; Fabaceae. The record is from RefSeq and is a predicted model, not a curated record. Gene Ontology annotation, molecular function: polygalacturonate 4-alpha-galacturonosyltransferase activity. The transcript has 6 exons. The coding region runs from base 192 to 1793 and encodes 533 amino acids.